Molecule: messenger RNA, 1086 nt
Organism: Salpingoeca rosetta
Lineage: Eukaryota; Choanoflagellata; Craspedida; Salpingoecidae
Exons: 9
Coding region: 20-994 (324 amino acids)
Biological process (GO): carbohydrate metabolic process; chondroitin sulfate proteoglycan biosynthetic process
Cellular component (GO): Golgi membrane
Molecular function (GO): galactosylgalactosylxylosylprotein 3-beta-glucuronosyltransferase activity
Source: RefSeq, a predicted model, not a curated record
CAAUGAGCGAUAAUUUGCAAUGUUGCAACCCAAAUUUCCGAACUUUGUUUGCCACAAAGAGACGAUGAGGCAGGGCGCUUGGGUGCGGGAUGCGCGCACAGCGCUGCUGCUGGUGCUAGUGGUGAUGUGUUUCCUCGUCGCCAUCGACCACAAGAACUUGGUGGUCAGGAUACAGCAGCACCAGGCAGAUGUGGAGCAGCUAUCUUCCAAAUUGAGACAGGAAUCCAUGAGACGACCUGCGGGCGCACGGAGCUUCAGCCCAAGCCAAGAAGGCAUUUUCGUGGUUACGCCAACGUACACGCGCAAGUCGCAGCUGGUGGACCUUACGCGGUUGAAACAGGCGCUUCAGCUCGCCAGUCAAAAGCACAACCUGUUGUGGAUUGUGGUGGAGGAUUCAGACACAAAGACAGACCUUGUGACACAUUUCUUCGAUUCCUGCGAAGUGCCCUACGUCCACCUCAACAUCAAAGAAGAACAUCCACCCUACAAGUUCAAGGCGAACACGCAACGCAACUUGGGCAUAUCGUACAUCCGGUCUAUGAAGAACGUCAACUCAAACUCAAAAGUCUACUUUGCAGAUGAUGACAACGCAUAUGACGUGCGAUUAUUUGACGAAAUCGCAAAGGUGAAGCGGGUUGGCGUAUGGCCGGUUGCGUACUCGGGCGCACGACGCGUGGAGACGCCGCUCGUCACAAACGGAACGAUUACGGGGUUCGCGUCGUGGGUGACGGAGGCGCGAAAGCGGUUCCCCUUUGACAUGGCCGCGUUUGCCGUGUCAGUUGAGUUCUUCCUGCGCGAUAAGCCGGUGCUGUUCACGCCGCUCGCAGCGAGCGGGACGGGGGAGGCAGCGUUCUUGGAGGCGACGGGGCUGGAUACGAAGGACCUGGAGCCCCUUGCCGACGACUGCACCAAGGUGUACGUGUGGCACGUCAAGACAUACACGCGUUCCGAGGAGCAGUACGACAAGGACUCGGCCCACAUUAAAUACGUCUGAGAUAUGGCAUGUUCUCGCUCGCACGUCUUUCUUGCUUUGCUUUUCUUUGGACUAGGUUUGUGUGCGCGCGCGCGUGUGUGUGCAUGCGUGUG